Bolinopsis microptera is the source of this 1201-nucleotide messenger RNA. RefSeq names its product forkhead box protein G1-like. Gene Ontology annotation, molecular function: DNA-binding transcription factor activity; sequence-specific double-stranded DNA binding. Gene Ontology annotation, cellular component: nucleus. The coding region runs from base 1 to 1005 and encodes 334 amino acids. Lineage: Eukaryota; Metazoa; Ctenophora; Tentaculata; Lobata; Bolinopsidae. The transcript has 2 exons. The record is from RefSeq and is a predicted model, not a curated record. Gene Ontology annotation, biological process: regulation of transcription by RNA polymerase II.
AUGGUCAUCACCACCGCGGCAAAACCUCACCCUUUCUCGAUAGAAAACAUCCUGAAAUCAGCCUCUCCCAAACCCCAGAAACCCCUCUUCUCCUACAACGCUCUUAUUGCUAUGGCUAUCUCACAAAGCCCCCAGAAGAAGCUGACCUUAUCGGAGAUAUACGAGUUCAUUAUACAGACUUUCCCGUACUACAGGGAUAAUAAGAAGGGAUGGCAGAACAGUAUCCGACAUAAUCUCAGUCUCAACAAGUGCUUUGUUAAGGUUCCCAGACAUUAUAACGACCCUGGUAAAGGUAACUACUGGAUGCUCAACCCCAACUCGGACGAAGUUUUCAUCGGAGGAAAGCUGAGAAGGCGCCCAGGACAGAACGGGGGGAGUUUGGAAAGUUAUAUGCACUUAAAAACCCGGACAUCACCCUACCAGAGAUCGGAAACAGUUUGUAAACGGGACAGGAUAGUUUACCUCGCUAACAGUGGAAAUUCCGUGGCAAACUGCCAGUUUUACCAGUCAGCACCACCCUCCAGUUCCCCUAAUUCUCUGACCAGAACCACGUUACCCUCACACAGCUCCUCCAACACACUGACCUUCCCUCCGCAAAGUUAUAUCCAGACUAUGUCUCCCAACCUAAGUCCAGUGAGGUUAACAGGAAACAACCAGAUCACCUCACCCCGACAGACAAUGAUCCCUUCAUCCUCGCUACCUCUUCUAACCUCACACAGAUCUCCCAACACAUCAUCUCUACCUCUCCUAACCUCACCUACCUCCCUGCAGAACAACCUCUCGUCCCCUCCCCUCUCAUCUCUCUCCACCAACUUACCCUCGCCUCCGCUGAGCAGUUCCGAUGUGCUCAUGUCACCUUUCCUGAGACACAACGUCGAGUACAGCUCCCAGAACUUUCUAGAACACAUGAUAAGAAUCAGGGAACAAGUGCAAAAAUCUGGACAUUUUUCGGUCGCUGAGCCAAGAGGACUUAUCUAUCAGCCAAUUCCAAGAAAAUCUUUGUAAUAUUCUAUUGAUUCGCGUUUGAUAAGCUUUUAUGCUGGUAGCUGCUGUUUGAAGCUUGAAAAUUUCCAGUAUACUGUAAGUCUAAGCUUGUCCUUAGUUUGACGUAAUUUUAUGAAUUAUGUUCGUUUUGGGUGUAGAUUUAUCAGUUUUAUGAUACUGUUAAAGGCAGCUUAGUGGUUAAUAUUUUAGUAAUUUU